AUGGCCGGCGCGAAAGACGGUGGCCUUAAGCGCCUCUCCUGCGAUAAUGACGACAAGAUCGCGAGGGACUGGUUUGCGAGCGAGGCCCAGAAGUUGGGGUGCAAGUACGAGGUUGAUGCUAUGGGCUCGCAGUGGGCCACCCUCGAGGGCGAAAACAACGCUUUGCCUCCGAUUGGGAUCGGCUCGCACCUUGAUAGUGUGGAGAGCGGGGGAAAGUUCGAUGGUCCGCUUGGUGUGCUCACGGGGCUUGAAGUCGCCAGGGUUAUAAAAGAGGGCGGGCGCAAGACGUAUGCUCCGAUCAGUGUAAUCAAUUGGACGAAUGAGGAGGGAGCGAGGUUUCCUCCUGGUUGCAUGGCGUCAUCCGUGUGGUCAGGGGUCUUGGACAUCGACUACGCUCACAAAUGCACCGACACCGCCAACCGCAGCAUCACCAUCAAGGAUGAACUAGCCCGGAUCGGAUACCUCGGCACGAAGAGCGUAUCUAACAAGACUAACCCCUUGAGUGCUCACUUCGAGAUUCACAUCGAGCAAGGAACUCGACUUAAGAAAGCCGGAAAGGAUGUCGGAGUCGUGGACAGCGUGCAAGGCAUGCAGUGGUUUGAUGUUUCACUACGCGGAUUUACGAGACAUACCGAUACGACGCCCAUGGACCUGCGACAAGAUGCACUGGUCGGCGCCGCGCAAAUCGUGCUCGAAGUGGAGCGAAUCGGCCGUGCCUCUCAGACAGGCAUGGCCACUGUAUCUUUGUUCAAAUCCUGGCCUCAAAGCUUUUGCAACAUAUCCGGAUCUGUAGACUUUUCCUUCAGCAUGCAGCACUCGUCACUUCCGGUUCUGAAGGACAUGACGGCGCAAAUAAAAGAGUUUGUGCACAAAGUUGCGAAGGAACGAGGUCUGGAGGUCGCAAAGUACGACAACAUCGUCAACUUUGAUCCUGUCAACUUCGAUGCGCAGGCCGUUGCUUGUGUUGAGAAUUCCGCCAAGGAAAUGGGGUACAGUUAUGAGAAACUCAUUAGUCACACCGGCCACGACUCCAUCUUCACAAACAUGGUUUGCCCAACUGCGAUGGUGUUCACACCCUGCCGAGACGGCAUAAGCCACUCGCCUUUGGAGUAUGCUUCUCCGGAUAAUUGCGGGAUUGGAGCGCAAACUCUCUUGGGAGCAGUGUUGAAGUACGAUGAUAUUUUGCGCCGGAUGCACUCAAAAUAGGAUCAUGAU
Molecule: messenger RNA, 1215 nt
Organism: Aplosporella prunicola CBS 121167
Lineage: Eukaryota; Fungi; Ascomycota; Dothideomycetes; Botryosphaeriales; Aplosporellaceae
Exons: 7
Coding region: 1-1206 (401 amino acids)
Molecular function (GO): hydrolase activity, acting on carbon-nitrogen (but not peptide) bonds, in linear amidines
Source: RefSeq, a predicted model, not a curated record